This is a messenger RNA of Priapulus caudatus, 4888 nucleotides long. Its product is annotated as serine/threonine-protein phosphatase 6 regulatory subunit 3-like. The transcript is spliced from 24 exons. NCBI's taxonomy places the organism in Eukaryota, Metazoa, Priapulida, Priapulimorpha, Priapulimorphida, Priapulidae. Gene Ontology annotation, molecular function: protein phosphatase regulator activity; protein phosphatase binding. Bases 191 to 2881 code for a protein of 896 amino acids. The record is from RefSeq and is a predicted model, not a curated record. Gene Ontology annotation, cellular component: nucleus; cytosol.
CGGGACGCCAUUUUAAACAAAUGUUAUGUGGAAAAAUUUGUCGUUGCGACGAUUGUAAACACACUUACAACCUAGUUAACCCCGUGUUUAUAACUUAAUGUGUACCAGAGACAAAGGACGACCGAGACGUUUUUGUUCAGAAAAAGAGAAAUUACGGCGAACUUAUAACGGGUCUUAACUACACGUCAAGAUGUUUUGGCGGUACAACAUGAUGUCAACGUCUCACGUUGACUCGUUGCUUGACAAAGAGAAUGUGACUCUGCAAGAGCUCAUGGAUGAAGAUGAUGUGUUGCAAGAGUGCAAGGCCCAGAACAAUAAACUGAUCGAUUUUUUGAUCCGUCCUGAAAUUAUGGAGCAGAUGGUUAACCUCAUAGUCACUCAGCCAUCUGACGAAUUACAUGAUGACCUCAAAUACAAAUAUCCCAACUUGGCGUGUGAACUGCUUACGUGUGACAUAGCACAGAUCAAUGAGCGGCUGGCGUCAGAGGAAUCUCUUCUUAUGAAACUGUAUGAUUUCAUUAAAGUAGAGUCGCCUGUCAACCCGUUAUUAGCGAGCUUUUUCAGCAAAACAUUCAGUCUGCUGGUGGCCCGCCAGGCUGAGAUAAUGUUAGACUUCUUUCGCGUCAGAGAGGAUUUCCUUAGUCAUCUGCUUCGCCAUUUCGACACGUCAGCUGUGAUGGACCUUUUACUGAGGCUAGUGACCUGUGUGGAACCUACAGAAGCCAGACUCAAAUAUGUCGAGUGGCUGAGUGAACAAAGGGUUAUACAGAAACUAGUAGACCUAAUUGAUCCAGAAGUUGAUGAGGAGCGGCAGUGCAACGCCUCACAAGCUCUUAGUGACAUGGUGAAGGUGAUACGUGAUGCUAUGUCUCAGAAUCAGGAGAAGGGAGAGCAAGACCUACUUCUCAAUGCUAUAGAGUCCCAAGAAGUCGUUGCAGAUCUGCUUAACCACAUGUUCUCGGAAAAGAGGAGUAAUGCAACGCUUGUGUAUGGAAUGAACGUGCUUUUGACGCUACUAAAUUUCAAGAAAAUCGGACCUGAAGGGCAGCAAGAGCAGAUGACUGCACUAGAUGGAGAGAGGCUAGCUCAAGGAAUUAGCAAUACGUUACAAGCACUCAUUCCUAGGUUGAAAGAUUUCCACCAGCUUCUGACAGACCCUCCACCUUUGGCGCCGAUGACGACUACAGUAGGUGUACUGGACCCACCUCUGGGGGCCACUCGACUACAAGUAGCCAAACUAGUGCCCAUGCUGCUCCUGACCAACACACAUGCACUCAACACUGAGUUGGCUAAUUUGGGCACUUUAAGUACAAUGUUGGAUCUAUUCUUCAAGUACCUGUGGAACAACUUCCUACAUUCACAUGUUGAGCAGUGCAUUAGCUUUAUUCUUAUGAACAAUCCAGUAGAAAUCGAUGGCAAGCAAGAGCAUCCACUUCUCUUUAGUCUAUUUAAAGAUACACGAAUCAUCCAGCGAAUAGUCGAUGCACAUGAGAGUAAUGAACAAAACCAGGCUAAACCCGGAGGACGACGGGCAGGCUACAUGGGUCAUCUGACUAGAAUAGCCAACGACAUCGUCACCACACUCGGGUCGAGCAGCAAUAAGGAAUUGAUAAAGGAAGCGAUGCAAGAAACGCCUGAUGAUUACCUACAGCGCUGGGAAACGUUUGUGACUGGUGCCUUAGCUGAAAUCAACAAAAAGAAUGUCCCUGACAAGAUAAUUUCUAACCAAGUGCACACAAGUAGUGAAGAUGACAAUGCAGAUUACAAAGACAUUCCUUUUCAUCAAGAUACUGCAUUACAACAGUUUGCCUGCUUUCAGUCGUUCAACGAUUAUCGGACGCAGCAAAUGACGAGCAACUUCCCGGAGCAGUUUGGCUACAGCGAGGAGGAAUUCGCGGAGCAAGAGGAGCACAUCAGCGCCCCCUUAGACAAAAUUCCAAACCUGAACUUCAACAUCAGCGCCGAUGAACCGCCAGGAAACGAAUCCCUGUUCGACCAAAUAGCCAGUGCCCGUUUACAGCCCUUUGAUGAUCCUGACUCGGACGAGGAGUGGGAAGAAAAGCAGAUAACAUUUUCACCUGAUCUGCAGAAUAAUACAGCUAGCAAACUUUCAUCGACGAUCCACACAUCCAGUAGCAGCGAGUCAGAUAGUUCGGACUGCGAUGAUGAAACAUCCGGUCCCAAACAGAUCGUUUCCAAACCGUCCAACGGUGAAGAAAGGAUGGAGAUAGAAGGCGUCGAUAAUGUGACUCCAAAUGGAGACGAGGUGCCCAUGGCAGUUGACAGUUCUUCCCCGUGGCAACCGAAUGCGAACUUGUCAUGGGAAUCUGGCAACAAUAUGUCAAACCCAUUCGAUUCAUCAACCUCAUCUGCAGAAGAAGAGUUGAAUGAUUCCACGGGGAAGAGUUGGGCCGACUUCUCCAAUAUGGAUUCUUCCGAUAGUCUAAGUAACAGCAGCUUGGAACAUAGUCCAAGGAAUAGUAGCCCAAUUGAAAUGGACACGGAGGUUAUAUCCACUACGCAUAACACUAAAACUCCAUCUUCCUCUGCAGAGAAAUAUGUUGUAGGAAAUUCGUUAACAAAUGAGAGCAGUAAUGAUGAUGAAGAAGAGGAGAGUAAGAUCGAACCCAAUGAGAACUCCUGCAAAUCAAUUCAGCUCACAACGUCACAAUGCAGCACUUGUGAAUCGGGAGAUUGCUGUGAAACAUGCCCGCCAUGUGAAAUCAAGAAAAGCAAACCAAACGGACCUUCAUCAGAGGUUGAAAAUGAUGCCACGGUUGAAAGUAUACCUGAAAACGGAAAGUGCGUGGUAUCAUCACCGCCUGCCUCGCCGACCCAGCUACCAUUUGUACCAACGCCCGAGCCCAACAAUCCGUUAUGAUGGUGUCGGCCCAGUAGUCAUACUGUAUACAGGAUUGCUUCAACCAUGACGGCUUGCGUCCUCCGUGCAAGUUUCUCUGAAGUUUACGGGCUGUUGUAACAACUGUGAUCUGCCUGCCGCAUGGGAUUUCGAUGAGUCUUUUUCACCAUCACCGUAUUUAUAGAGACACAGCAGGCUUGACACCGUUGUAGCGAGAGAUAAGUAUUUCAGCCCUAAUUAAAUUUCACGACGGGUGCCCCAAUUAGGAAAUGGUAUAAAGUUGAAACCUUUUUAUAACUGCAUGCUUUCAUAUGUUUUACGGUGCAUCGUACAUUUUUUAGUUUUCCAUGUUAACCUUGCCAGGCAAGGUAUAUAUCUGUUCAUAGUAAGGUACAAUCUGAAUAUUUAAGAUUUUAUUUUUUGUGGGUCUUUUACAGAUGCAAACUUUGUAAAUAUGAGCAUUGGUAACCCAAUUUCUUUAAAAAAAAAUCGAGAGCUCUCUUCCAAUGUGACAAGCAUAUAAAUAAGUCCUGAAGUGUUUUUGAAGAUGAGUGUAUUAAAAUUAUUCGACUUAUGAAAGUUUGAUAUUUAAACAGAAGUCUCAUUAAUGUCGUGGCUCGUGUACUUUUGGGAUAGUUGUAAAUUUGUGAGAGAUUGCUUAUAUUCAGGAAUCCCAAUUUGAGACCUUUGAAACGUGUGGUAUACAGCAACGAAUCACUUUCUGAUAAGAGAUAGUGCAUAAUUUUUGGGACAUUUUAAAGAUGAUUAAGAUUUGCUGAUUGUAGUGAUUACAUUCAGAAAAGGCUCUAUUUAUUGAACACGUUAAAUUGUGAAAUGUUUAUAACAGAAAGCAUGCUACUGGAAUUGUUUUACAGACUUGCAGAAGCUGUACUGUUUUUCUCGUUUCUUCCACAAGCUUUACUCUCUUUGAGUCGAUUGUGAAGUAAUAAUUUGAUGUUGGAAGAUGAGUGUAUCAUUUCAGAAGCUGCAAGAGGCUGACCAAGUCUGACUAUGUCUAUACUCCAAACCAGAUAGUAUUGUAAGGAUACGUGCGCACUGUUUUAUAUAAGGAGACUGACAGGCAACUCACGGAUGUCCGUGUUGUCUGAGCUGUGUUGUUUUUGUCUAUUAGUCUGUUCCCAGUGGCAUCUUGUCAGAGUCUGUGUGAUGAUUUUUAACUUUCGUGAAUGGCUAGACGGCCUCAAUUUAAUAUCCUUCACCAUUUAUGCACAUUUUCAGAAAUUGCUGGAAUGCUUGAGUUAAAAAUGCCGUACAUCUCUCCCGCGCAAUAUCUUAUGGAAAGUGUUGCAGCUGUUGCAGCAGAUGCUGAGACUUGUAUCUUUAGUAGGCUAGAUAUCACCCACUGUUUGGAUGGUAAUGAUCCCACCAAUUGCUUAAAUUUUAGUAGCAAGUGUGCUUCUCAGUGCUGUAAAUCUGCAUCCUGCGGUUAUGUCCCAAGGGUACCACUUCAGCCUGUGCGUGCUUGCGUGCGUACGUGUGUGUGUGUGUAUGGUGUAUGUGUGUGCGCGUGUGCGUGCGUGCGUGCGUGCGUGCGUGCGUGUGUAUGAUGUGUGUAUGUGUGCGUGCGUGCGUGUGUGUGUGUGCGCGCGUGUGUGUGUGCGUGGAAGUGAUUCGGUAUGUGUGAAUGUCUGCGAAUGUGUUAGCUAGUGCAUACUAUGUGUGUGCUUGCACGUGAAUGGAAGCGUGUGACUGUGUUGGUGGAUGCGAUGUGUUCGUUGAUAUCGUAGCUUUUGAUACCACUGAUGGAAUUGAUAUGCUGCUUGUUUUGUUACACGACUAGUUAUAAGACGAAGAAAUAAUUAUCACAAAGUUCGAAGAUUGCAGUCUUUUAAUUUCUGACGAUUAGAGGGCACAAUUGACAUUAGAAAUUGUGUUGGCAUACUGUGCAAGAUUGUAAAAGUUGUACAAAGAAUAGUCACUGUACAGCAAAUGCUUAAUAUGAUUAAAACCGAUUUGUAUGAAAUGUUAGAAAUCUAAAUAAAAUGUCAUAGUAUUACAUUUCAGAAA